This is a messenger RNA of Podarcis muralis (Common wall lizard), 3028 nucleotides long. It is a transcript of the gene PTH, whose product is annotated as parathyroid hormone. Gene Ontology annotation, biological process: cell-cell signaling; intracellular calcium ion homeostasis. Gene Ontology annotation, cellular component: extracellular region. NCBI's taxonomy places the organism in Eukaryota, Metazoa, Chordata, Lepidosauria, Squamata, Lacertidae. Gene Ontology annotation, molecular function: hormone activity; parathyroid hormone receptor binding. The record is from RefSeq and is a predicted model, not a curated record.
GAGCUCCUUAGUUACUUAGAAGUCUUCUAGACCAAUUAAGCAGAUUUUAAAUCAACUUCUGCGGAAAACCUGCUUGAGAAACUUUGUUAUCAUGACUUCAAUCAGAGACAUGGCUAAAAGUGCAAUCAUUUUAUGGGCAGUCUGCUUCUUUGCCAACUCCAAUGGGAAAGCUGUGGUGAAGAGGUCAGUGAGCGAAAUGCAAAUGAUGCAUAAUUUGGGGGAACACCUGCAUUCGGCAAACAGGCAAAACUGGCUCCUUGAGAAACUGCAGACCGUGCACCAUGACCCCCAGGCCAAUGAAGCAGCAGGAGCAGUGGAUGUUAAGGCCCGUGAGGUCCGAAGCUGGAGAUUGCUCCCUGAUGACCUGCAGGCAAAGCUGCAAAAGAAAGCAGUGGCUUCUAACAAAAAUUAUAGAGAUGCCACCUUCAAAACAAGACUCCAGUGAGAGGGUCCAUAGUGUUGUCUUUCCAGCUAAGUGCAUACAGUAGUGAGCAAUUAGGGCAUUUUGUUAUUUAUUGUUUAUAAAAUGAUGUUUAAGGGCAUGUUUGCAUGAUGCUACUUCUUGGGGAUUAGGUGUGCUUCUGCUGUACAUCUCAUUUCUCCUAAUGUACAUGUAAGUGGGGGUUCACACACUACUACUUCAGUUCUUCAUAUGGCUUACCAGGUGAAUUGCAAGGCCGGUGCAAAUUGAGCAGUCUACAUUACUAUCUUCCAUUAUUGGGGUAGGUGGCAUGAGAGGGUCCCUUACCUCUCCAAGGAUAUCCCCUACACUUCUUGAGUGCUCUACUACUGAGCCUGACACAUUGGUCUGCUGCUGUAAGGACAUGUCCAAAUGAAUGAAGAGCAUGUAUUGCCCAAGCCACUCAUUUGGAUCUCCAGAUGGAGGCAACACAGACAAGCCAGUUGGAUCCAUUAAUCCUCUGGCAGGGUAAGCUGGUGCCGGGACCCACCCGUUGCCAUCUUCUACCCUGCUUGUUGAAAUAAUGCAGUUUGUUGCCUUCUCCUGGCGGUUAGGAAAGGGAGUAGUGGCAUGGAGAAGUCCAGGCAUCAAUUUGGGAUGUUACAGUCCCUGUCUUAGUUUCUGGGAGAUGGUAGCCUCCUGUAUCCAGGCAGGCAGUAGCUGUGGAGAUCUGGUUUCACUCCCAUCUCUCAUGGAGACAGUAAUGUGAAUCAGCACAGUGUUUGCGUCUGUGUGUGUGUGUGUGUGUGGAAGAUGGCACAAAAACAUUGAUUUGGAAUUGUCCCCAUUCUUAAUACACAGUCACUGGUAAAGUUUGAAUAGCUUAAGAAAUUGACAAUGGUUUUUAUCCAGAAACGAGUAGUCGUCCUGCAAAGGUACCAUACAUUUCAGUAAGUCUCCAAAUGUGCUAAACUAAGGGCUCGUCCCACCACUUUCCCAUGGGACAAACAGCUGUUUGCCGCUGAAUCAGAACAAACGUCCAUUGGUUUUUCUGUGGAUUGGCGUUCUGAUUCAGUGGUAAACAAUGGGUUUUCCCAGAGAAAGCAACGGAGACAAGCAAAAGCAGCAGAGACCUGAUUGGCUUUUGGAUUGGCACCAAUGCAAACUGACGAAGGGCUUUUGGGGAGACAUGGGAGAUUCAGCAAACUCAGAUUGUAAGAUAAAUGUGCACAGCAGAACCAAAUCAGAAGGGACAUGUGUUCUGAUACCUGUAGAGUAUGCUAGCUUGUAAAAUAUUUAAGCUCAUAGGCUCAAGUUAAGUUAUCAGCACUUUAUUUCAUAAAGCCAUAUGGAAAGAAGCAGCACGCUCAUGGAGCAGACUAAAUCUAGUUGAACUGUCAUUCCCUCUUCCUGGGGAACUCUGAGAGCAGUAGUUCUGGUGGAGAGUCUAGAGCUCUCUUGUAGAAACUUCUCUCGGUGCCACACCAAACUACAGUUCCCAGGAUUCUUUAAGUCAAACCAUGGCAGUUAAGCUGGCAUAAAACAGAUAUUAGUAUAGAUAGGACUUGAGACUUGGACGCACCACAUGAGUAUAUGGAGCGCAGUAUGAGGAUGUGAUGUGCUGCCACAUUCAUUGCAAGUCCCGUGCACCUUUCCUUCCGCAUGUACAAAGGCUUCUCCAACACCAGGGUGGAUGUUUGUAGCCCUUGCUUAUGCAGAGCCCAAAAUGUGCUUCUGAGCACCUUACCUGCAAGUAAGUGUGCUUUGAAUCAGAGCCUGGCACCCAGAUCUGAAACGUAUUUCCCUGGGAACCCCAUUCAAGUCAAAGGAAGUACAUCUACAUAAAUUUGUGAGGCUGCAAUCCUACGAAUUCUUGCUUAGUGGAGACUUGCUCUGAGUAAAAAUGCACACAAUCCUACGCUGUAAGGGGAAAACAUCAGGGACACAUCAUGGGGCUGCCCAAAUUGAUUCAGGACUGGAGAUGCAGAUGGUGCAAGAUUUGAGACGGAGGCCAUUAUCUUGCAGAUUCUCGGCAGUCACAAACUUCCAGUUGAAUAUGUUAGUUUCUUUUUCACGUGAGACCUAAGGAAGAUCAGACACUGCUACUCUGCACUGGCCUAAUCCAGUAUGGUUGCUUUUAUGUCUGUCUCACCUGUUUGUACGUGUGGCACCUCAUGCAUUUUGCAAGAGUUGGUGAAUAAAUAAUAAAUGUCAAAACACAUCUGCCAUUUUUAGACUAGAAGUGUAUUUGCAAAUAGCGAGCUGACAUUCAUUAUAUCUAGACAGCAAGGAAAAUUCUGGCCCCCUUUAAAUCAGUGGCAAAGCUACAAAUCAGGGUCAGAAUAUUAUCUUGGACCCCUACUAAAGACAUGUUUCUGCAAACAGACAAUACAUUACUACAGACCCUUGAACCUGCAGAGAACUGCAUUCAAAUGGCAUUCCAUGUGGGAGCAAGGUUCUGACAUGAGAUAGGGUAUGUUUGUGGGACUAAGACCUUAAUAUGCACUUUCUAUUUAUUAUUUUGCUGUAUGUUCAUGUCUAACUUACACAAAUGUAUCUUUAGUCCUUUAUAUCUGUAUCUUGCUAAUGAAUUGUCAAAUAAAAUGGACCAAAAGCUCUUGGACAGUA